AAAAAUAUCUGGUUGUGUAUCAUAUAAUUUUUGGUAUUGAAGCCAAAGACUUUAUUGAAAAAAGUAAAAUCCACAUCCAUGAUGCAGUCUGUUUUCAGUGAUCAUUCCUACCAUGAGAUACAACCUGAAGAAGUAUAUUUUGUUGUACAAAUACACGUAUAGUUUCUCAACCUUCUAAUACCCCACAAUUUGUUAACAUACAUCCUGUGCCUAAGUUCAGCAGCUUCUAUAGAGCUAUUAGGGUGAUAACCAAGAAGGCAAAUUCAAUUUAUUUAUGACUAUUGAGGUAUACACACAUUCAUGCUUACAUACAUAAAUAGCCACAUACCUACAGUACAUACAUUACAUAGUAUAAAGUAAAUGUAUGAUAAAAAUAGUAAAGUCAUAAUCACCUUUUGCUUUACCUGCCUGAUAUAUAUAUUAAGCACUUUCUAUGGAUUUUAUGAAGUCAUAACUAGUCAUAAUUAUUCAUCUGCACACGUACAUACAUACACACACAUACAUACAAUCUUAAGAUAAAUGAUUUUACAUAUUGUAGGACUUGUUUAGUGCAGUGUGCAUGGAGGUGCAGUGGAUUGCUGUAAAACCUGUGUAUAGUCAAUGGGGGGUUUGUACUUUUGUGUAUUCAAAAGAAACGCCGCCCCAGCCCGAGUUAAAAUGUUGCAGCUGUUCGUCAUAUCAUUGCAUUCAUGUGACAACCCUUGCAGAAGCCAUGCAAAUCGUUCAAGAGGAUGAAAUGGAUUCGCCAUUGGCACUUUUUAGGUUUUCCUUUGGAAUUACACCAGAGAUGCGAGACUAUUUUGAAUUGGCUACACUUAGCAAAGAAAAAGUUUCUUUAUUUGAAACAGCCAAUGAAAAUGAUGCAAGCGAUUUCGCUGAUCUUCCUGAAAAAAAAUGGUCAUAAAAUUUUGGCGCCAUCUGAAAGUGGUAUUUGUUCUUGUGGUGCAGAGUGGGAUAAACGUUCUAUUCAAGAUGAAUGGUUGUACGUAGACUUGUGUUCAGUUGCGUACUUUUAUUCAAUCCAUGAUGUGAAGGUGUAUUGUAGACCUUGCUCCUCUUGUGCUACGAAAAAGCAUUAUGAUGGCAUUGAAAACAGGAUUGUUUGGUUUGGAUCAUAUGCAAUAUUUCAUGCCGUUCUAAAAGAUUACAAUCGGCUUUUCAUAACGUCGAGUAGUACGAAUAUGAAGUACGAAUAUUAUGUUGCAUAUGUACAAAGGCAAGUGUCUUCGGGUAAUUUUAAUUUUCCAAAGGAAAUAAUAUACGCCAAGUUUCGCCUCGCUAUCAUUGCCAUGAUACGGUUGCUUGAUAUUGAUUUUGACAAUGUGUUUUUUUGUGAAUUACGUGGAAGGAUUCCCCAAAAGGUGGUGAUGGAUGGAACAACUCUUGGAAUACAGAAAACUUUCUUACCAAAUAAUUUAAGAGAGUCUGAUACUGGAUUGCUAGAUGGAAGUAGGUUUGAAAUGCGCAAUUUCAUCAACAGGAGAAAUGUGCGAGCUUUAUUGAAGAAGUACAGUGAUUCUAAGCUAAGUUGGGACGAAUUUCAAGAAUUAAAAUCUGAAAUAUCUUCAAAGGGGCUUAGGACUCUACUUGAAUGGUUAGAGAAACAAGGAUUCAUCACUAGUUGUCCAAACUCGUGCAGAAGGUUAUUGGCAGCAUUGGCUUCUGACAAACCAGUAUGCGCAAUUGUACCCCCCAAAGAAGUUUUGGACCUCUUGAUCAGGAUGUCUGAUGGAGCCAAUCCAAAAGACAAUCCUUCGACUGAUUUAAAACUUCUUCAUGAAGAAGUGCCCCUAAUGUUGAACGUCAUUGAGACUAGCGAAGAAAUUCCUAUUACUAUUCAACCCCUGUUAAAGGAAUUGGUACAAAAGGCUAUAAGUCCGUUCGUAGUCAAGGACGGUCAGUGGCGUUUGCCACACAACUUACCUGCGGUGUCUCAAAAUUCAUCCCAUGGAUAUAUACCUUGUCUGCCAGAACUGGUUCAACGAGGGAAUUAUGUUCUUGACAAUAGGAAGACACAGCAGGGAGAUUGUGCCAAAGUCACUAGACCCAAGAAGAAGCAUGGGACUUUGAUCCCUGGAAUAUUUUGUAUUCUUUGUCCCCACGGUAUAUGUUAUGGAUUCGAAAUAAUUAGGGAUCACGAAUUACCAUAUAUCCCAUUUACCAUUUUACGAACACGUUUUCCUGAUGCGCCAGAGUUGGUCAUUUACGAUAAUGCCUGCAGAUUGCAUGAGUAUUGUUUGAACCGAGAUCCAGCAUUUUUUAAGAAAACAAAAUUUGUUGUUAAGUUUCAUUGGAAAAAUCAUUCAGUCGCGUCAUUCGUUAGUCUUCGAUUGAAGUAUUCCCUGCGUAUAUUUCAAAAGUUUAUAACGUUCUGCAACACGUGUUAUAAACAGUGACGAAGUCAGCCUGCAAGUUUGUUAAUGCUACAUGUAUGUAAAUGUCUUGUGUUCAUUAACUGUAAAAACAAUAAAUUUCUAAAGAAAUUGUAACUAUGUUUAUUAGAGCAUGAAAGUUGGUAUGUUUGUAUGAAA
Xenia sp. Carnegie-2017 is the source of this 2531-nucleotide messenger RNA. RefSeq lists its product as uncharacterized. Bases 732 to 2396 code for a protein of 554 amino acids. The record is from RefSeq and is a predicted model, not a curated record. The transcript is spliced from 11 exons. NCBI's taxonomy places the organism in Eukaryota, Metazoa, Cnidaria, Anthozoa, Malacalcyonacea, Xeniidae.